Molecule: messenger RNA, 852 nt
Organism: Leptomonas pyrrhocoris
Lineage: Eukaryota; Euglenozoa; Kinetoplastea; Trypanosomatida; Trypanosomatidae
Product: putative mitochondrial 40S ribosomal protein S9
Exons: 1
Coding region: 27-599 (190 amino acids)
Biological process (GO): positive regulation of translational fidelity; translation
Cellular component (GO): cytosolic small ribosomal subunit
Molecular function (GO): structural constituent of ribosome; rRNA binding
Source: RefSeq, a predicted model, not a curated record
AGUUCCCUGUCGGAUAACGUAGAGUCAUGCGUAACUACAACAACUUCAACCGCGUGUGGAAGGCCCCGCGCCGCCCGUUCGAGAAGGAGCGUCUCGACCGCGAGAUGAAGCUUUGCGGCCAGUACGGUCUGCGCUGCAAGCGUGAGAUCUGGCGCGUGAACAUGACGCUGUCGAAGAUGCGCCGCACGGCCCGUCUGCUGCUGACGCUGCCGGAGACCCACCCCCGCCGCAUGCUCGAGGGCUCCGCGAUUAUGCGCCGCUGCCACGAGUACGGCUUCCUCGACGAGGAGAAGGACAAGCUCGAUUACGUGCUGUCGCUCACCGUGCCCGACAUUCUCGAGCGCCGCCUGCAGACGAUCGUCUUCAAGGCCGGUCUCGCCAAGUCGGUGCACCACGCGCGCGUGCUCAUCCAGCAGCGCCACAUCGCCGUCGCGAAGCAGAUCGUGACGAUCCCCUCCUUCAUUGUGCGCGUGAACAGCGAGCGCCACAUCGCGUUUGCUGAUGCGUCGCCCUUCGGCAACGGUCGCGCCGGCCGCGUCAAGCGCGUGCGUGCCAAGGCCGCGAAGCGCCACGCCGCUGGCGGUGCCGACGAGGAGUAAGUCUUUCGCACGUGUGGAUAUACGUGUGGGGUGGGUACGUGUUAACGCAGCGGCGAGAGGCGACGGAUAUUCAGUGGCAAGGCCCCGAGCAGUUUUCUUCUCUGAGUAACGUUUACUCGUCCCUCAGCUGUUUCAUGGGUUUGCGUUGUUGUAUUGAAGCUGCCGUCCUGCCUGCGACCUCCGACAUUCCUCGCAACAAUCCUGUUCUUUUAUUGAUUUUUUACAUUUCAUUUUCCUGCAAAAGACAAACAAG